AUGGAGGGAGCGUUCAAGUCAGUGCGCAUUGUAGCGGAAAACGUUGCUGUUGGGGGCAAGUGGAUUGUAUGUCCGAAGGGGGAGAUCUCGGUUUGCAACUGUAAAAUUAAUGAGGACACAAAGUAUGGAUGUGGUACUGACUGCAUCAACCGCGCGAUGCGGUAUGAAUGUGGAGCGGAUUGCUGUCCAUGUGGAAAACGAUGCUCGAAUCGGCAAUUACAAAUUGGUUCGGCACUUGUGACAGGCGUAAUUGACUGUGGCCGUAAAGGCCUCGGCGUGAUCACGUCAAAGUUGGACAAUUCGUGGGGGAGUAUGUUGGUGAAGUGCUGA
Phytophthora nicotianae INRA-310 is the source of this 330-nucleotide messenger RNA. RefSeq lists its product as hypothetical. The coding region runs from base 1 to 330 and encodes 109 amino acids. The record is from RefSeq and is a predicted model, not a curated record. The transcript is spliced from 3 exons. Gene Ontology annotation, biological process: regulation of DNA-templated transcription. NCBI's taxonomy places the organism in Eukaryota, Oomycota, Peronosporomycetes, Peronosporales, Peronosporaceae. Gene Ontology annotation, molecular function: histone H3K36 methyltransferase activity. Gene Ontology annotation, cellular component: nucleus; chromatin.